CAAUGGAGGGUGGUGGAUCACAAACACAUUAACCUAUACUACUACUAAUACAUUUGUUGCAGUAAGGCUCUCUCUGCCUGUCAACUUUCCUCUGGGUUUCAUCAACGUGAAGCAACCAUGAGGAACUGGACCAGUUUUGGUGGUCAGGCUUUGCUUGUAUCAUUACUGAUCUUGUGUUUAGGUAUACCAGAUGUAGUGAAGUCCCAGUUAAGCACUGACGUCUAUGAUGCAACAUGCCCAAAUGUUUUCCAAAUCGUUCGGAAAGAGGUGAAGAAAGCUCUCAGGAGCGAAAUGCGAAUGGCAGCCUCUUUGCUUCGGCUUCACUUCCAUGAUUGCUUUGUUAAUGGGUGCGACGGUUCAGUUCUCUUGGAUGGAAGUGAUGGCGAGAAGUUUGCACUCCCAAACCUAAACUCAGCGAGGGGGUUCGACGUUGUGGACACAAUCAAGAGCGCCGUUGAGAGUGCAUGCCCAAAAACGGUAUCAUGUGCCGAUAUACUAGCCAUAGCAGCCAGAGACGCAGUUCUCUUAAGUGGAGGACCUUUUUGGAAAGUUCUUCUAGGAAGAAAAGAUGGUUUGGUGGCAAACCAGACAGGAGCCAACAAUGGUCUUCCUUCUCCAUUUGAAUCACUCGAUCAAAUAACCGCAAAGUUCGCUGCUGUAGGCCUCGACCUCACAGAUGUUGUAGCCUUAUCAGGUGGGCAUACAAUCGGAUUAGCUAAGUGUGCCACCUUCAAUACGAGAUUGUUCAACUCUAGUACUAAUGGUACUACUGACAAGAGCAGCAUGGACGCAGAUAUGUUGACUGAUCUGCAGAACCUGUGCCCACAGAAUGGUGAUGGCAACAAGACCACCGCUCUUGAUCGUAAUUCAAGGGAUCUAUUCGAUACCCAUUACUUCACCAACUUGCUCAAUAACAAGGGUCUUCUCCUUUCAGAUACCAGUCUGUUGUCUAGCGACGCAGCCGAAACGCUUGUCGAGAAUUAUAGCACAAAUCCUACGCUAUUUUUCAAGGAUUUCGCCAAAUCCAUGAUCAAAAUGGGGAACAUAAGCCCUCUAAUUGCACCCAAUGGGGAAAUACGAACAAACUGCAGGGUCGUCAACUAAAUGGAACAAUUUGGAAACCCCUUAGAUACUCUUCUACUUUGCUGACAACUUAGACCAAUCGCAUUUUCUAUUGUCUAGCAAUUACUCAAAUUAUGUGCGUGCUUCUGUUCGUAAAACCAUUACUUAAUUUCUUGUAAUUUACUUCUCUCUCUCUCUUGCUCCAAGUUAAAUAAGAAAAAAAUAACUCGUUGUAUUCGGAUAUUCAACCUACAA
Nelumbo nucifera (sacred lotus) is the source of this 1317-nucleotide messenger RNA. RefSeq names its product peroxidase N-like. The record is from RefSeq and is a predicted model, not a curated record. Gene Ontology annotation, biological process: hydrogen peroxide catabolic process; response to oxidative stress. NCBI's taxonomy places the organism in Eukaryota, Viridiplantae, Streptophyta, Magnoliopsida, Proteales, Nelumbonaceae. Gene Ontology annotation, molecular function: peroxidase activity; heme binding.